Molecule: messenger RNA, 3079 nt
Organism: Talpa occidentalis (Iberian mole)
Lineage: Eukaryota; Metazoa; Chordata; Mammalia; Eulipotyphla; Talpidae
Gene: C2CD4C
Product: C2 calcium dependent domain containing 4C
Exons: 2
Coding region: 72-1337 (421 amino acids)
Source: RefSeq, a predicted model, not a curated record
GCGCACUCCCGGCGGCGCAGCACCCGCGGGCAGACGCUGCAGAGGCCCCCUGGCCACCUCCUGCCGCCCCCAUGAAGAAAACCAACAUGUGGUUCUUGGAUCGGCUGCGGGUGUCUGGGGAAAAUAGUGCCGCAGGAGGCGAGGGGGGAGACAAGGCCUCCAAGGGGCCCCUGUACAGCAACGUGCUCACCCCGGACAAGAUCCCCGACUUCUUCAUCCCUCCCAAGCUGCCGGUGGGACCCCCAGAGACGGAGGGGCAGGCCGAGGGGGGUCCAUCCGCAGCAGAGCCGGAGCCGGGCCCGGCCCCGGCCUCCCCCCGGCGAGCCCCAUGGAGCCCCCGGCUCCCCGCCAAGCUGGCGGCCGAGAGCAAGAACUUGCUGAAGGCCGCGACCCGGCACGUGAUCCAGAUUGAGAGCGCCGAGGACUGGCCAGCAGAGGAAGCCUCGGCGACCGACUCCCUGGCGGUGGGCGCCAUGUCCCUGCCCUCAGUGCCCAAGGCCCAGACGGCCUACGGCUUCGCCACCCUGGCUGAGAGCCCGCACACGCGGCGCAAGGAGUCCCUGUUCCACAGCGAGCACGGGGCCCUGUCCCAGGUCGGCUCCCCGGGUGCUGGGCGCCGCCAGGCGGGCGCCAAGGCCAACGGGGGUGACGGGGCAUCCAGAGAGGCCAGCGGGGCGCUCAUGAGCCCCAGCCGCUACUUCAGUGGCGGGGAGAGCGACACGGGGUCCUCCGCUGAGUCUUCCCCAUUCGGGUCCCCCCUACUCUCACGGUCCAUGUCGCUGCUCAAAGGCUUCGCCCAGGACAGCCAGGCCAAGGUGAGCCAGCUCAAGCACUCGGUGGGCCGGCACGGCUCGCUGUCUGCAGAUGACAGCACGCCCGACACCAGCCCUGGCACCCGGCGGCGCCUGCCCCGCCGGCCCACCCCAGAGCCAGGCCCCGAGCCGGGCCUGGCGCCCCGCGCGGAGCACGCCGUGCGCAUGGGCCUGCGGGGCAGUGUGCGGCUGCUGGCCGAGUAUGAGGCGGCCCAGGCCCGCCUGCGGGUGCGGCUGCUGGCCGCCGAGGGCCUGUAUGACCGGCUCUGCGACGCGCGCAGCAUCAACUGCUGCGUGGGCCUGUGCCUGGUGCCCGGGAAGCUGCAGAAGCAGCGCAGCACCAUCAUCAAGAACAGCCGCCACCCCGUCUUCAACGAGGACUUCUUCUUCGACGGCCUGGGGCCCGCCAGCGUCCGGAAGCUGGCCCUCAGGAUCAAGGUGGUCAACAAGGGCAGCAGCCUCAAGCGGGACACGCUGCUGGCCGAGAAGGAGUUGCCCCUGACUUCCCUGCUCCCCUUCUUGUGAAGCCCUGCCCUCCCUGCGCAAGGAAGACCCCACCUCCCCUCCCCACCUGGGCCCUGACAGCAGGAGGCCCCUGGCCCCUGGCCCGGGGAGGCCCCGGAGGGAGGCGGGGAGGGAGGCCACUGCGCUGCGGCUGGGCCAGGAUGCUGCCCUGGAGCUGGCAGUGGAUAUUGUUUUUCACGGAUUGAUUUUUUUUCAGGGCAGCCGAGAGGGGCCACCUUGCAGGGCUGUCUCUCUCCCCCCUCCUGCUACCCAUCCCUGAGGUCCACACACCUCGAUGCCACCCCGUCCCUCUCGGACAGAAGUGUCCGGGAACCCCUGCCAGGGGGCGGCCAGAUGGCUGAGAGGCUCCUGAGGAGAGCGGUGCAGGCCUGGCUCCUGCCAGCGGGGCCCGUGGGACUGCAGCCUCCCAGCAGGCUGGCUCUGGGCAGCCCCUGUCCUUCCAGGGUCCAAAGUGGGAGUGGGUAGGGGGGCUGGGGUGCCCAGGGCUGAGGAGGGUUGGGCCCUGGCAGUGGAGGGUCCCAGGAGAGGAAGCAGGGCGAUGCUUCCCGUCCCUCCAGGGAGACGGCCCUCCCGCACUUUGCCUCCCACCCUUUCUCAGUUUGCUGUUUCCGGCCAGGCCUGGCAGCCCCCGCACCUGCUGUGACCCCAUGGAGGGGGCGGCUGAGAAGAGGCCAGAGAGCUGCCCCUCAGUCUCUUUGCAGCUGGGCCUGCUGCCCCUGUCACCUGCCCUGUGGCGCCCUUGGCAGCUGGAUGCCGGGGGUGGAGUGGGAGGGGGGUGGCCCAAAUGACCGAGCCUGUGGUGUUUACUCCACGUGUGUAAAUAGAUUUUGCUUCGGUGGGUGGGGCAGAGGAGCAGGCAGUGGGCACCGCUGGGCUGGGCAGGGCAGCUUUCAGUGUGUGGGUUCUCGAGUGGCUUUUGUGGAGUUUCCCAGCUUCCUGAAAUGGAUACGCCGCUGGGGGCAGGGGCCAGCCCAGGCCAGCCCCUCCACCUCUCCCGGGUGCCUGCGGGGCAGGGGUGGGCCGGAGAAGUCCACCGGGCCUCGGCGUGCCCCUCCCUGUCCAAGUACUGUCCCUCCUGCGCUCGGUUUCCACAUCCCACGGUGGGGUCCACCCCCGCCAGGCAGGGGGAGGCACGUGUCCCCUUCUGCCCGUGCGCAUCCGGUGAGAAACCAGCACAACCUGGGGAUUGAGGUUGAGGGGCUGGGAGCUGGGGUGCCUUGCUGCACCCUUGCCGGCCUCCAUCCUGCUCCUUCUUGCUCCCUGCUCCUGGGGUCUUGGGACUCCUCCUUCACUCUGGAAUGGGGGACCAGCCAGGGUCAGGCCUGUGGGCUGGAAGAGGCGUGGAUGGCUCCGGGUGGUCUGCGGGCCCCUCUGCUCUCCCACCCGACCUCUCCAGGCCCUGGUGUCCUUCCGGGGCCCACAUUUUCUAUUCCCUGCACUGUUUGAUGUCUUUGUGUUUGAAGUUGACUGUGGGUAAAUCUUUAAGAAACCCUCCCCCAAGUGUGUUUGUUUAUAAAUGCUGUUUUUAGUGCAAUAAAGGUGUUUCAAGAACGCGGGGGUGGAGAUCUGCCUGCCUUGCUGUUUAAUAACAAGAGAAGAAUUCUGCCUUGAAUUCCAGGAGGAUGGCGGGAGCCUUGAGGAUGGCAGCGGCCCUCCCCCAACCCUUUGGAGCCCUCCAGCUUGCCCUCCUGCCCGGGGGUGGAGGCAGGGAAGCGAGAUUCCAGCAGGUAGUGACGCUGCCC